GUGAGCUUAAUGAUUGGCUAGACGUUGCCAUGGCGGCUGGUGGGUCUCAUGCUGCACGCUUGGUAGCCAGCCAAUUUCCACACGCCACAGCAUCUCAAGACUUCACUUAAGAACCCGAGGCAACCCAAACCGCCGUCCUCUCCUCCGUCCUCAUCCCCAUGGCCCGCACUCGAGCCCAAGCUGCCGCCCAGAAAGAGCUCACGCCACCGGCGUCAAAAGGCCAAGGAACACAACCCCAGGGUAUCCAGUCGCGCAAAGGCGCAAGCAAGCGUGCCGGGUCGAACCGCCGUAUACGUCUGUCUACGAUCGGGGAGACGUUGUCUCGACAGGAUCCGCCGGCGCUACAGAGCAGAGGCCGCAAGCGCAAGCAACCGAUCGAAAUCGCAGUCGAACCCGGCGCGGACCGGGAACGCCGCGAUCUGAAGCGAAAACGGACAUCCCCCACACGCCCUGCAGGGAACACAAUUGACGAGCCCCUUUCAAGGAAGCGUGGGUUCCAAGAGAAUCUAGCAGCAUCCGUUGAAGACGAAGGCGAGAAGCUAUCGCAUAACACUCCAGAGGGGUCCCUUGGGAAACGCCGACGAAUAUCCCUUGGACAGUCUAUCCAAGAGGCGGGUGACGAUACCGAGGAUUGGCGAAACAUAAUCGAUUUUUGGAGAAAGGAAGGAUCCUGGCCUAAAAAUUAUUUUGAACCGGACGACUCGACUAGGAAGGAUUUCGAGCGAGAGUCUGAAGACAGCUGGCUUAAGGAAAUGGAACGGCACAAUCCGAUCGUAAAACUACUUUUCGCAAAAACGACAUCUCUCAGGCGCAAGCGGUCUGGAUCCGACAGUUCUACAACGGCAAGCCGGGAUACGACGCCCAGCGAUCAGAGGACGAGGGAGGAGAAAAAUGCGCCGUAUCGAAACUCGCGGUACCCGCUCCUGCUCCAAACCAAGGGCUCGUACAUGAGCAUCUCUGAACUUGGUGUUACGGAUACCAGCAAGCAGCUUAUCCGAGACCUCCUCAGCGGUGAACAUUCGGUUCCCAAGGAGACGCUUUUCGACGACGAUAUCUUUGUGGAAGCUUGUUGCAACGUCGAGACCAAAAACGAGGCGAGGAUUAUUCAGGACAUUUCUAGACUUAUCGUUCCUUCGGCGGAAUCGCUUGCACUCCGCUGCAAAAAGUACAAACACCUGAUCGAGAGUGUCAACGAGGGGUGGGACAACUCGAUACCUCUCACCACCCCUCGUCCCCAGCCUGACUACUCUGUUGGCUUUAAGCGAGAUGCGUUCACCGAGGACCAACUCGCCAAGCUAUCGCCAUUCAUUGGCGACUUUAUCGCCGGGGACCAGACCUUCUUCAUGGCCACGUACUAUAUGUACUGCCCCUUCCUGACCUGUGAGGCGAAGUGCGGAGCCGCGGCGCUCGAGAUCGCAGACCGACAGAACGCCCAUAGUAUGACGCUUGCGGUACGGGCCAUUGUAGAGCUCUUUCGUGCUGUAAAGCGCGAGAACCAGGUUAACCGGCAGAUCCUUGCUUUCUCUGUCUCGCAUGACCACCGAUCAGUACGCAUCUAUGGGCACUACCCCGUAAUAACCGGGAAAGAUACCAAGUACUACCGGCACCCCAUCCAUGAAUUUUCUUUUACUACGGUGGACGGGAAGGAUAAAUGGACGGCAUAUCGAUUUACGAAAAAUGUCUACGAUAUAUGGAUGCCCGAGCACUUCAAGAACAUCUGCUCUGCCAUCGACCAGUUACCGUCAGAUGUGGACUUUGAUGUCCCGCCGCUUUCCCAGGGUUUACGGGACUUGAUGUCAGAGGCCAGCUCCGCUUUAGAGCCGGCCCAACAGGAUAGUCAAGGCGUCACUCCAGACACUUCAUUCAUAGUGCCGGGAAAGAGGGUCAAGCAGGAGUUUGUGGGCGAGAUUGCCGGAGACUGUAACAUUGUGGUACGUAUGUAUGGUAGCAAGGGGGUGCAGUGUAGAUAUCGGAUAUUGGAUUCUGGACCGCAUAUCUCGAUCGCUGAGAGGUUACGAAGUGAUACCAUAGCCUACCUUUAACCUGCAAUGCAAAGCCAA
Messenger RNA from Chaetomium strumarium, 2060 nucleotides. RefSeq lists its product as uncharacterized. The transcript is spliced from 4 exons. The record is from RefSeq and is a predicted model, not a curated record. Lineage: Eukaryota; Fungi; Ascomycota; Sordariomycetes; Sordariales; Chaetomiaceae. Bases 159 to 2042 code for a protein of 627 amino acids.